GGGGCGGGAUUAGCACUGCGGCUUCUUCCUGAAUCGCAAUGCCGCUUGUGGAAGCUAAAUUUAAUCAACAUGAAAUCCUAAAAAAGCAGUAAUAUACAUAUUUUUUAGAUUAACAGUUUAGAGUGAAAGCGCCGCGAUGGGUUUGCUGACAAUCUUGAAGAAAAUGAAACAGAAGGAGCGGGAGAUGAGGCUACUGAUGCUAGGUUUGGACAACGCAGGGAAAACGACCAUCUUGAAGAAGUUUAACGGAGAAGACGUGAGCACCAUUUCUCCCACUCUGGGCUUCAACAUAAAAACUCUGGAGCACCGAGGGUUUAAACUAAAUAUUUGGGACGUGGGUGGACAGAAGUCGCUUCGUUCCUACUGGAGGAACUACUUUGAGAGCACAGACGGGCUGGUUUGGGUGGUGGACAGCGCAGACAGACUCCGACUGGAGGACUGCAGGCAGGAGCUCAGUGCUCUGCUGCUGGAGGAGAGGUUAGCUGGUGCAACGCUGCUGGUGUUUGCCAACAAGCAGGACUUACCAGGAGCUCUGUCCAAAGAGGCAAUUAGAGAGGCGUUGGCUCUGGAUGAGAUCAAAAGUCAUCACUGGUGCAUCAUCGGCUGCAGCGCAGUCACAGGAGAGAACCUGUUAGCUGGAGUGGACUGGCUGCUGGACGACAUCGCUGCCAGGAUCUUUACUGCAGACUGAGAACAAAACGCAGCCCCUCGUGUUUGGAGAUCUGUGUCCGCUUUGCGUAUUGACUGAUGCUUUUAUACAUUAUCAGAUUAACUGAUGAUUGUGCCUCACUGGAAUCUGUGUUGUUUUUAUAAUAAAUAAGUUUGGUUGUCACUAUUA
This is a messenger RNA of Amphiprion ocellaris (clown anemonefish), 838 nucleotides long. RefSeq names its product ADP-ribosylation factor-like 2 (gene arl2). Gene Ontology annotation, cellular component: cytoplasm; microtubule cytoskeleton. Bases 137 to 691 code for a protein of 184 amino acids. Gene Ontology annotation, molecular function: GTP binding; GTPase activity. Gene Ontology annotation, biological process: protein folding. The transcript has 5 exons. The record is from RefSeq and is a predicted model, not a curated record. NCBI's taxonomy places the organism in Eukaryota, Metazoa, Chordata, Actinopteri, Pomacentridae.